UGACGAUCUACCGCACCCAAACACAAUAUAUUGUACGGCCUGGUGUUGGUAGUGGGUAUUGGCGUCUGAGCGGUGGGAGCUGGGCCAUCGGGGCAGCGGACACCAUUUUCAUAGCUGGGAUCGCGGCCAAAGGGGGCGAGGACAGCAGUGCCUAGCUGGUGCGGUGGCCAUUGCGGGGACCGGGACAGCAGGGUUUAUAGCUGGGACAGCACUUCGAGGCUGGGACAGCAGGGAGGGUUUAGAGUUUUAGUUUGAUAUGUCUGGAACGGAGGAGGACGCAACUCUGAGCGCGAGGCUGGAUGAGGCGCUACGAGCUAUAGAUUUCGCCAAGGCUGAGACGAAGGAGGCCAAAGCUGAGACGGAGGAGCCUAGGGCAGAACGGCGGCGGUCGGCGGGGGCACCUGCCGGCAGAAGCUCAGGAGGCGACGGUCUAGUUGCUCCUGGAGGGGCUUCAUCUGCACCGGUGAGGCCAAUGUGGCCAGGCGGGGUGAGUCAUGAUGGCGGUACUGGGGUGCCGGGUUUGCCUCUGGGAGGUACAAUGUCAGAACUCCUGUGCCUAGAAUCCCGUCUAAUUGCACCGCCGACACCUUUCUCAGUUGGCGGAGACGCUUUCUGGCCUACGUGGACAACCAUAACCUCCAGCACACAAUCUUCGGCAGUGCUGAGGUUCCCGUUGUCAGUUGUCAGGAUGAAGGAUGCUUGACACGCCAGUAUCUGCACUGGUUGUUGAGCACAAUAUUCUGUUUGAUAUUUUUCGCAGUAAGAUGAUUUCGUAUUUUCAGGAGGAGGGCGUGCAUGAUGCGUUGGAACUAGAGGUCGAGGUCAAGGUCGGGAAGAGGCGUGUGAAUGUAGGAUACCUUCGGAGACUGUUUGGUAAUGAAGUGGUAGACAAGUCUUUCAAACUGUGGACUAUCCUUAUUAGCAAGGUUUUGUAUCCCCCGAUUCAGAUCUUGAUUCUGGCGUGCAGCUGGCGGCCAAAAUCGUGACGGAGAGAAGAAAAAUAGUGAAGUGUUCAACGACGACCCCGGCAGAUUUUGCCGCUACCACCAGUCCGCGCUUCACACCAACGAGCAGUGUCGUCUCUAGCAGCAACUGCGGCGCGCGCGUUCGAGAGAGGGCGCCGAGGAACGCCGCUCGGGCGGCGGCAGCCGCGGUGGCGGCGGUAGCCAGCGAGGGGGUAGGCCGCCGCCGGGGCNGGAACGGGCAGAGAGAGGCCCGGGGCACGCGCGUUCUGGCCACGGAAGAGAGCAGGCGUACGUUGUGUACUACGCCCACGAUGAUGGUGGCUACUACAAAGACUACGGCGACUACGACGACGGCUACUACUACGAAAACGGCUACCAUGACGCCGGGUACGCCCACUACGCCGGCGGUGGGGGNUUCUCCUGGCGCGCCUCCAUGUUCGGGCUACCUCCACCUCUGCACGGCACGAUCGGUGCCUAUAGGCAAGUCUCACCCUGUAGAAUAGGAGUGACGAUUGGAGUAGAGUCUGCUGCGUCUGCUUCGUCUUUGCUGAGUGUGGAAUCUAGUGAGGGGCCGCCUGGUAGCGAGAGACGGGUGGCUUACCCAGGAGCCAGCAACAGUUUCACUAACAGCAGCCUACACAUGUAUGACCUGCAAGAGAUCCCCGCCAGUAGGAAGUACGUCGUUGUAGGUGAUGGUCGACUGCUAGAAGUGCAAGCCAUCGGUAGUAUUAAUCUUAGUUUCUUUCAGGAGGAUGAGAAUGGUGAGAAAACGACGAUGUGUGUGAAGCUCACUGACGUGUCUGUUGCAGAGAGCCUGAGCCUCAACUUGUUCUUAACGCAUGCUGUUUCUCUGAAGCAACCAAUCCUCUACGACGAACGUGGUGCAACCUUACAAAAUGGACUGCUCUUUGCGAGAGAGGAUAAAGAAUCUGCAGCGUAUGCCAUGCGGUUGCCGUACGACCCAUCUGCGACUAUUGUAGACCCUGCUGCUUUGCCCGCAUUCGUGGCUGCCCCCGAUUCC
Ectocarpus sp. CCAP 1310/34 is the source of this 1986-nucleotide messenger RNA. NCBI's taxonomy places the organism in Eukaryota, Phaeophyceae, Ectocarpales, Ectocarpaceae. The record is from the annotation of a GenBank genome assembly.